Quercus lobata is the source of this 1370-nucleotide messenger RNA. RefSeq lists its product as uncharacterized. Lineage: Eukaryota; Viridiplantae; Streptophyta; Magnoliopsida; Fagales; Fagaceae. The record is from RefSeq and is a predicted model, not a curated record. Bases 187 to 1245 code for a protein of 352 amino acids. Gene Ontology annotation, molecular function: DNA binding. The transcript has 2 exons.
CAAAGUACAGAACAAUACCUGAUGACGUUAUAAUCCAUUCCUAGAGUCAGCUUGAUCUAGCAACACUCAAAGCAAAUACAAACGACUAUACCAAAAAAGAGAUGAGGAAGAGAAGCAAUCACCACUCUCAUCGGCGCAGGAGCUACUGAGAGCAAGAGAAGCCACAAUUGACCUACCACGAGCGUGAUGGAAGGAUUUUCAGGUUCCUCCAUACCCAGUUCAUCUGCAUUACCGUGCCCAUCAGAGUCGGGUUUAUUCUCUAAACCCAGAACUGCACAAGCUAUUGACUAUAAACUUGCUACUUUGAAGCAUAGGCUACAAGCCCUGAAAAACCAACGAGGAAAAGGAGGAGAAAAGAGUGAACUUUCUUUGGAUUUAUUGCUUUCUUCUAUGCCAGAGAAAAGAAAAACAGCCGUGUUGAAGCUAAGGAGUGCUAUGCUACAAGCCCAGCAAAACCAAGAACUAAGAGAUGGCAAAAAGAGUGGACUUCCAUCGGUUUCUUCCAAGGUCAUGACAGAGAAUAUCCCAACUAAUGAUCAGAUUAAUUUGAUUUUUUCUACGAGGAAACAAAGAGAACCUGUCUUUUAUAAUUUUCUUGCUACGAUGGAAAAGAAAGAUCGCGAACCUCAGAUCAGUGGAGCAAAACUAUCUAAGACCAAGAACCAGCAAGAACUGGAAGAGAUUUCAACAGAAUUGAGGUUGGGUUAUGGUCCUAAUCGCAUCAACCAAAAGAGGAAAUCACUUGAAAACUUUGCUAGCAAUGUCUCUCUCGCGUCUCAAGAUUGUGAAAUAAGCAAAAGAAAGAAAGUUAAUGGCCAUGAAGUUUUAAAGGAAGAAAGUCAUAGAGGUGCUUCAUUGAACGGCUUUGAGGAUACUUGCGUUAUAAGGAAGAGGGUUGAGGCAAGCUAUAGUAACGAGCAAUGGGUGAGGCUCUUUUUGGAGACAGACUUGGUAAAGAAGCAUGUUUUGACUGAGUUAGAACAAAAAUAUAUUGAAGAUUUCAUAACUAAGUAUGGGGUACAAGUGGUUGUUUGGGAUUUUGAUACCAAGUCUGAGCAUCAAUUGAUCUUCAAACAGAGAACAAAUGGGAGCAAUGUCUUCGUUGAAGAUUGGACCAAGGAAUUUGUUAUAAGGAGGGAACUAAAAGAAGGUGAUGUGAUUGGACUUUUUUGGGAUAAAAGCAAUUCAAGAUUCAAUUUUAGCAUUCUCAAGCGAAAUUUCUGCAGAGAAUCCUCCCACAACUAGAUUUCUUAGACAAGCUCCUUGUGGAUUUUGGGUUACUUCGGGCAUGGCAGCUUUGAUGACAGUAACUAUUUCUUUUUUCUUUAUUUUAUUUUAUUUUUUGAGCGGAAAGUUGAAUAAGUGCUUAA